AUGGCCUCGCCGGCGACCGGCGAUUCCGAUCAGGUCAUCUCGCUUUACUCGUCUGUGCCCGGUCGGGUACUGGUGGAAGCAAAUGGCUCUACACGGACAUUGGUUUUGAAUAGGCCAAAGCAGUUAAAUGCUCUCUCCUCUGCAAUGGUUACAGAACUUCUGAAAUGUUUCACUUCUUAUGAGGAAGAAAACACAGUUAAACUGUUGAUUGUCAAGGGGAAAGGAAGAGCAUUUUGUGCUGGAGGUGAUGUUGCUGAAGUCGCCCAAUCUAUAAAUAAUGAUACCUGGAAAUAUGGUGCUGAUUUUUUCCAUACUGAAUUUUUGUUAAACUAUAUCAUUGCAACUUAUAGCAAACCACAGGUUUCUCUACUUACUGGAAUUGUCAUGGGUGGAGGUGCUGGUGUUUCUAUACAUGGAAGGUUUCGGGUUGCCACAGGGAACACGGUUUUUGCAAUGCCAGAAACAGCACUGGGACUCUUUCCAGAUAUAGGGGCUUCUUAUUUUCUUUCUAGACUACCUGGGUUCUAUGGAGAGUAUGUUGGCCUUACUGGUGCAAGAUUGGAUGGUGCAGAAAUGCUUGCAUGUGGCCUGGCAACUCAUUUUGUCCCUUUGAACAGGAUGCCACUGCUUGAAGAAUCACUUAAAAAGGUGGAUACUUCUGAUCCAUUUGCUAUAUGUGGAAUUAUUGAUCAAUUUUCACAACAGCCAUCUGUGAAAGGAAGUAGUGCUAUGAAUAGGAUGGAAAUCAUCAACAGAUGCUUCUCCAAAAGAACAGUCGAAGAAAUCAUAUCCGCUCUUGAACAAGAAGCUCCAAGUGUGGCCGAUAAAUUGGUUACUGCUGCAAUCCAGUCAUUGCGGAAGGCUUCUCCUACUAGUCUGAAAAUCUCUCUCGCAUCGAUAAGAGAAGGGAGACUGCAAACUGUUGGUGAGUGCUUGCGCCGAGAAUAUAGAAUGGUUUGCCAUGUGAUGCGCGGUGACUUCAGCAGAGAUUUCUUUGAGGGAUGCAGGGCGAUACUUGUAGAUAAAGAUCGAAACCCAAAGUGGAUGCCGCCAACUCUGGAUCAAGUGCAUGAUGGGGUAGUUGCAAAAUAUUUCUCCAAGGUCGACGAUCCACAGUGGGAAGAUUUGAACCUACCAACUAGGUCUUCCCAUGGAAGAAGAAUUGUUCCCAAGCUCUGA
This is a messenger RNA of Triticum turgidum subsp. durum (durum wheat), 1179 nucleotides long. The record is from the annotation of a GenBank genome assembly. NCBI's taxonomy places the organism in Eukaryota, Viridiplantae, Streptophyta, Magnoliopsida, Poales, Poaceae.